UAAAAUGGGUGUGUGUUUGAUUUAAAAUACUAUUAUAAUUUGAAAUAGAGUAUUUUGGACAGCGUUAAAAAUUCUUCCUUUGCAUUUGUUAUUAAAGGGAGGUUGAAUUAAAAAAGUAUCCUUGUCCUUUAAUAUUAAAAGAUAAGUAUUUUGAAAAAAUGGAUAAGAAACAUAAAGAUAUUUUGCUGAAGAUUGCAGAUAAUAUGUUGGAUAAAGAUGUUGAAGCAAUUAAAUUUUAUUACUCACAACAAAUUGGCUAUGGUUAUCUUGAAAGAAUUAAAACUCCUAUUGAAUUAAUUCAAACUUUAGAACAUCGAAUGCUUCUAGGGAUAAAUAACUAUGAUGAUUUUGUUGAGAUACUUAAUAAAAUUGGAAGGAAUGACUUGGCAAAUUAUUUUUCUAUAGUCAAAUCAAGGAUGCCCUCAGACUUAGAAACUUUGAAUUCAUCAGAAAGUUCUACCAGAACUUCUUCUAAGAAAGAAACUUUGAGUUCACCAGAAAGUUCUUCCAGAACUUCUUCUAAGAAAGAUACAUCAGAGGUGUGCACAGCACUGAAAAAAUAUUAUCGUGAAAAUUAUAGAAAAAUAAAUGAAAUUCAACCACCAUUAAAAGUACCUGCAAGUGUUGAUCUAAUGAAUAACUUUGUUGAUCUAUGUAUCGUUGAUGCAGUUAAUACUCAAAUGGAUGUUGUUUUUAAUUUUGAGCGAAAAAAUUUUCUUGAAAAGCAAAUGAACUAUACACCUAUUUCAUAUAGUGAAAUUUUUAUGAAAGAAAAAUCUGUAAUAUUAAUAUCUGGAAUAGCUGGUAUAGGAAAAACAUGGUUGCUUCGAAAAUGUUUGCUAGAUUGGUCAAACAAUUUAAUUUGGAAAAAUGUUGAACUUGUAUUUUAUUUGGAAUGCAGAAAGCUUAAUCAAUAUCAAAAUAUUUCUAAUAUUAAUGAAUUACUAAAUGUUUUCUACAAAAAUAUUAUAAAUGAUUUUGAUAUUAGUACUCAUUCUACGCUGUUUAUAAUUGAUGGAUUAGAUGAGUUUAAAUAUUUACAUGAACUAAUAAAUUGCAGUUUAAGUUGUAACUAUCCAAUUGUUAAUGUUUUAACAGAAAUUCAAAAAUAUAAAUAUGUAGUUGCUGGUAGAGUUUAUGCAAUUGAUCAGUAUCAAAGUAUAUCUACAGAGGAUUGUGAUAAGAUAAACAUUCAAAUUAUGGGAUUUAAUGAAGAUGGAAUAAAUAAUUAUAUAAAAAAUAAUGUUUUAGAGGAAAAAAAAGAUGUUGUAAAAGCAAAUUUGAAGGAAUCUGCAAUUGCAAAAUCAAUGUCAUCUGUUCCAUUUUAUUUAUCUUUUAUGUGUAAGAUUAUUAGUAUUUCAAAAAAUUUAUACAAAAAUACUUUUUUAACAAUGACAGACUUGUAUGCAAAUAUUUUUUUACACUUUUUGCAAAAACACAUUAUCAAAAAUAAUGAAUCGAUUUCUCAAUUCAUGGAAAACAAUUUCAAUAAAAAAUAUGUUUUAAACAUUUGUAAAAUUGCGUAUCAAUUGUUUGUUGAAAAUAAAGUAAUUUUUUCCAAAGAAGACAUUCAAACUUUCAUCAUUGACUUUGAUAAAAAUGAAGAAACUUUUUUUGGAUUUAUUGAAAGGAUUGAAACAAGUCUAGGUGAAUAUAUUUAUCAAUUUGCACAUUUGACAAUAAUGGAGUUUUGUGCAUCUAUAUAUGCAUUAAAUUGUUUAAGUAGUGAAGAGAUUGUGACCAAUGAAAAGCUGAAGAGUUGUUUAUCAAUGAUUUGUGGUUUAACCAAUAAAAAUCAAAAUAGUUCCUUAAAGUUUCUUGUUAACCUGAAUCCUUUAAAAAAAACUUGUGAAGAUUCUUUAUUUUUGUUUUCUAUUUUUGGUAAGUCUAUAAUACUUUAUUGCAUUAUUGAAAAAUUUGAUUCUGUUGUGUGUAUUGCUCAAGAACUUGCUUCUUUUUUAAAGGUAGAAGAAAGUUUUGCAGCAGAAUCUGAGUCUAUAAAAUGGAAGAUUCACAAUCAAUCAUCAUUAACUGAUGAAAUAAAAUUAUUCGUCGAUGAACGAGAGUGGGAGAUUUUGAUUCACGAUGGAAAAACUUCUUACGAAACUUCUUGUGAAAAUUAUUUCGUAAAUCAUUACAUUAAAUCUGGAAGAAAGUUAUCGAUGUUACGUGUUCGUAAAAAUAUUUUAAGUGAUGAUGAAAAAAAUCUUAUAAUUAAAUGUUCAACAAAUGUUCGCGAAGUCGACUUUGUCCACUUUUAUUGUCCAAUUAAAUUAGAAGGAUUGAAACCGAAAGAUAAGAUUGAAACGUUGAGGAUAAACAUCUCACGUUAUUUAAUAACGAAAAAAGAUUUUGAAGAAAAUUUUCUUCCGUGGAUUAAUCUUUGUGAACAAUUAUAUCUUUUACUUCACGACGACAUCGAUUUCAUUGAAGAGAUUUGUGAAUGGAUUCAUGCCAAGAAAGUACAAACGAGUGACAAACGAGUGAAUUGGUUAAAGCCUGAUGCUCAUACAAUAAAAGCCGCUGUGAUGGCUGUUGGAUCUGCCAGUUUAUCACUACGAGCAGCUGCACUGGAAUAUGAAAUUUCAAAAUCAAGUUUACAGCGGAAAAUAAAGGGUAAUAAAGAAACUUCUUACAAUGACUUAUACUUUGAUAAACAAUUUGACGAAUCGGUUAAAGCCUGA
Messenger RNA from Hydra vulgaris (swiftwater hydra), 2684 nucleotides. Lineage: Eukaryota; Metazoa; Cnidaria; Hydrozoa; Anthoathecata; Hydridae. The record is from RefSeq and is a predicted model, not a curated record.